CCAAACCUUUUCUCAUCUCACCUCGUCACCUUCGCAACCCUAAGCCCAACCAGCUCCUUUCACCCUUCUGAAAACGAAAUCGACAAACUUGAAUAUCCAACCAUAUUUAACGACCCGACAAAGAUUUCCGUCACCGACCGCCUACACAAACUCUUCACUUCACCAUGUCUACCAACAUGGACGACGAUAUCGACAUGGACCCCAGUCUCCGCGACCACGAGGAGCAGAUUGUUGUUGACAAGAUCAUCAAUGAGGAGUACAAAAUCUGGAAAAAGAAUGCGCCAUUUCUUUAUGACCUAAUCUUGAGCUCCGCAUUGGAAUGGCCGACAUUGACCACUCAAUGGUUCCCCGAUAAACAGAAACACACAGGGAAAAACUAUUCGACCCAUCGCCUACUUAUCGGGACGCACACCAGCGGUAACGACACUAACUAUCUCCAAAUUGCUGAAGUGCAGCUUCCGAACCCAGUCACUGAACACGAUCCGAAUCGAUACGAUGAAGACAAAGAGGAGAUUGGCGGCUACGGGGGCGGGGCAGAAUGUCGUCUACACAUUCAGCAGAAAAUGGUUCACGAGGGAGAGGUCAACAAGGCGCGGUACAUGCCGCAGAAGCCUGACUUGAUUGCUACAAUGUGCGCAGACGGAAAUGUGUUGGUGUUUGAUAAGACCAAGCAUCCCCUAAUGCCUACCAAUACUUCUAAAUGCACUCCACAGAUGACUUUGGUUGGCCAUGGAAAAGAGGGUUACGGGUUGAAUUGGAAUCCUCAUAAAGAAGGCCGCCUGAUGACCGGAUCUGAAGAUUCUACCGUUCGGCUUUGGGACCUCAACUCUUAUACCAAGACUAAUACAACCCUACAUCCUAUCCACACUUAUACCCACCAUUCAGCUAUCGUCAAUGAUGUCGCCUACCACCCUUGCCAUGAUGCUCUUUUCGGUUCCGUAUCGGAUGACCACACCCUUCAAAUCGUGGAUACCCGUUCCUCGGAUACCACGACUGCCGUGCAUAAAGUUGUGGCCCAUGCGGAUGCCGUCAAUUCGAUCGCCUUCAAUGCGGCUUCUGACUAUGUUGUCGCAACGGCAUCUGCAGACAAGACCGUUGCCCUAUGGGACUUGCGCAAUCUCAAGUUGAAGUUACAUUCUCUCCAGGGCCAUAAUGCGGAGGUCAACGGACUGAGCUGGCACCCACAUGAAGAGCCCAUUCUUGCCAGUUCGAGCGCUGAUAGAAGGAUCAUCUUCUGGGAUUUGGCCAGAAUUGGUGAGGAGCAAUCUCCGGAGGAUGCCGAGGAUGGACCACCUGAGCUGUUGUUUAUGCACGGUGGACAUACCAACAGAGUUUCAGACUUUGCCUGGAAUCCGAACGAUCCAUGGGUGAUGGUAAGUGCUGCUGAAGAUAAUUUGAUUCAGUGUUGGAAAGUCUCUAGCGCCAUUGUCGGCAAAGAUAUGGAGGAUGUCCCUGUUGGGGAGUUAGAAACGUAAACUUGAUAGGCAAAAUUCUGCCGCUAGUAGUAGCUUGCAUGUUCAAUAGUUUUACCCAUUCAUUUCAAAGCUCUUUUUGAGCUAACCCUUCC
Messenger RNA from Tuber melanosporum (Perigord truffle), 1567 nucleotides. RefSeq lists its product as uncharacterized. Bases 165 to 1475 code for a protein of 436 amino acids. NCBI's taxonomy places the organism in Eukaryota, Fungi, Ascomycota, Pezizomycetes, Pezizales, Tuberaceae. The record is from RefSeq and is a predicted model, not a curated record. Gene Ontology annotation, cellular component: Rpd3L complex; nucleus; cytoplasm. The transcript has 8 exons. Gene Ontology annotation, molecular function: histone binding. Gene Ontology annotation, biological process: regulation of gene expression.